Symbiodinium necroappetens is the source of this 723-nucleotide messenger RNA. The record is from the annotation of a GenBank genome assembly. Lineage: Eukaryota; Dinophyceae; Suessiales; Symbiodiniaceae.
GUGACCAUCCUUGCACGAGAGAUCGGCUUGAAGAUCGAGCUCGAUGAUGUUCCGGCACUUGCCUCGCCACGCGUGGUGAAGUCUCUGGUCCCGGAGAAGCUUCAGAAUUGGGAAGCGCCCGAUGGGAAGAAGCUUGGAGAUGCUUUCGUGGAGGAACUGACAGCCUAUGAUGAUGAGCCUCUGCCCAAGUCUAUGAUGGAUGCCCUUCUGGAAGAGGCCGAGAAGGCAGGCGAGGUGCUCCGAUUCGUCGGGUCCGUGGACGUGAAGUCGGGCAAGGCCUCGGUGAAGCUCGGCAGAUAUCCCAAGGACCACCCAUUCGCCUCCACCCAGUUUGCUGACAACAUCUGCGCUGUUUCCUCGAAGCCCUGGCCCGAGAGCUUUCCAGAGCUUCCGCCUUUUCUUUCGCCGAGUCCGCUCUCUACCGGCAUGGACUCGCGACACGGCGUCCGCACUGCACUGUCACUGGUUUGUAUCGCAAGCUCUUGGCCCCUCAUCUCUGCUGUGAACCCAAGCACAAUCCACCACGUCAAAUCGCAGCAAAGCCCAAGCGAUGCUGGGCAGUUGAUGCUUCAAUUGAACCUUCCGAAACAAGGAAGCGUUUUAAUCUGCAGAGUUCCCUUUGGGCAUUUCCCUGGCAUGUUUUGGUUUUCAUACAAGACGAAACGAGGAUUUGCCAUGCUUGCUUCCCACUCUCUGGUGGGGUUUGCGGGUUCAGAGAAUUGA